Messenger RNA from Suillus clintonianus, 1110 nucleotides. RefSeq lists its product as uncharacterized. Lineage: Eukaryota; Fungi; Basidiomycota; Agaricomycetes; Boletales; Suillaceae. The record is from RefSeq and is a predicted model, not a curated record. The transcript has 4 exons. Bases 1 to 1110 code for a protein of 369 amino acids.
AUGGCAGAAGAUCUCCCACACAUACGCAACCAUAUCGCCGAUGCCAUCACCACCAGCACUUCCUCCACCCCAUAUGGCACUUCGAACAUUCGCUCCCGAUUGGACGUAGAGCAGCAACUACUUGAUACGGAAGCAUCUAAAGGAGGAGAUAUUGCGAUGGCAGCCACCAACAAAGGAGGCAACACCUACAAUCGCGAUUGUGUGCUGUGUGGUAACUGCGGUAACACGAGCCAUCCCACCAAAGACUGUUUUGGUAAAGGGGGGGUCAUGGAAGGCAAGUGCAACAAAGUCUUGGCGUCUGCCACUGGGAAACCUGGCAGCCUUUGCUAUGACACCAGUGGGCGUGCGUACUUACUCGAUAGUGAGACCAACCAGGCUAUCUACAUGGCUGAACCCUCGCCUUCACCUGCUCCCCCAUCUACCUCUACCGAAUUUGUGGGCCUCGCUAGUGAUUCUAUCACCCCCGCGUUCAUUGGUGAACUGUCUGCGGGUGAAGAGGACGAGUAUACAACACUUCUCGCUGCCGUUGACUCUUUCAACACCAAUCUUGACUGGCAAAACUGCACGCACCUCGUCGACUUUGCCGGAUUAACUUACCGCGCGCCCAAUCAACGUCAAUGCACCAUCAUGGACCCCUCCAUCAUACCUUUCUUCCUCGACAGUGGAGCUUCCAUCCAUAUCAUCAAUGGCAUCAGCGGUUCAUCAAUCCAGGCUAUCGGCAUAGGCACCCUCCGCCUUGUUGUAGCUCGCAGCAUCCACAUCACUCUGGAAAAUGUGCUUUUCAUUCCUGCUGCUAUGGUACAGCUCGUUUCCGUUUCCGCCCUCUGUGCGGCACAUAGGUGUGUUGUGUCCUUUGAUGCCACCAACUGUUGGGUCCAAGCCCACAGUGGCACCAGGAUGCUUUCGGGUACUCUGACGUCCAGACGUCUCUAUGCGCUCUCCGGCGGGCAACUUUCGGCUGAACACGCCCUCCUAACCCACCAAGUCCCCACUCUCCAAUCCUGGCAUUGCCACCUCGGACACGUGAACUAUUGUGUGGUCUAUGACCUCGCACGCUCUGGUAACACGAUCAACGAGGACCACCAUCCCAAAGACAUGCGCGGGAAGUAG